Dictyostelium purpureum is the source of this 1461-nucleotide messenger RNA. RefSeq lists its product as uncharacterized. The transcript is spliced from 2 exons. Gene Ontology annotation, molecular function: intramolecular phosphotransferase activity. The record is from RefSeq and is a predicted model, not a curated record. Gene Ontology annotation, biological process: glycolytic process. NCBI's taxonomy places the organism in Eukaryota, Evosea, Eumycetozoa, Dictyosteliales, Dictyosteliaceae. Bases 1 to 1461 code for a protein of 486 amino acids.
AUGUCAUCAAAUAAUAAUAUUAAUAAUAAUAAUAAUAAUAAUAAUAGUAGUAAUGGAAAUGGAAAUAAUGAUGAAUAUUUACCAGAGACACAAAAAACAAAAAAAAGAUUAUUAGAUUUAGAUGAAGAUAAUCCAACACCAGCCGAUGAUAAUGAUACUACCGAAGAUGAUGUUGAGAUUCAAAAAGAAGAUACUAAAGGUACAGAAUAUGAACAAUCGCCACUAAUGAAUAAGUCAACUUCAACAACCACUUCAACAGGAAACCAUGAAGAAGCCAGAAAGAACCCAAUUAUGUCACCAAUGAUGGGCGGUGUUGUUAUUGAUGCAAAUCCAAAUUUUGAAGAGGGUUCAGAGUAUUUUAGUGGUAGAAAACUUAUUUCAACUUCAGAUAGUGGUUCAAGCGAUCUUAGCGAUAGUGAAGAUAUGCCAGCCAAAGCAAAGAAUGAAGAAAUUACUAGAUUGCAAAAUCAACUAAUUGGGACCAAUAUGAAAAAGAAAAAGAGAAAGAUUAGAAAGAAGGAGGGUAGAAUUUUUGAAUUGUUGGAAAAGCGUUUGGGUUCACAAGCUUUAAGAGAAGGAUUUUUGGGUUCACAAUUUAUUUCAUUUGAUUGGCCAUAUGAGCUUGUUUUGGUACGUCAUGGUCAAAGUGAAGGAAAUGAAGCCCAAGCUAGAUCUAAAAGAGGUGAUCUUUCUGCAUACACUGACGAAUUCAAGAAAAAGCACUCAUCUGUCUAUCGUUUAACUGAUAAGGGAGUAUUACAAGCAAAAAUAGCAGGAAAAUGGGUACGUGAAAAUAUUGCUGAAGUUUUUGACCGUUAUUACACCUCAGAGUAUGUAAGAGCUAUGGAAACUGCAGCUUUAUUGGGUUUAAAAGACGCAAAUUGGUUAACAGAAAUUCAAUUACGUGAACGUGAUAAAGGUAAAAUGGAUAAUAUUUCUUGGACUGAAAAGAACGAAAGAUUUAGCCAUGACUUGGAAAUGAGAAAAAGAGAUAGCUUUUUCUGGGCUCCACCCAAUGGGGAAUCAAUUGCAGGAGUUUGCCAAAGAGUAGAACAUACUUUUAUCACUUUAAGAAGAGAAUGUGCUAAUAAACGUGUUGUUAUUGUUGCACAUGGUGAAAUUAUGUGGGCAUUUAGAGUACGUUUAGAGCGUUUAAGUCAAAUUCGUUUCCAUCAACUACAAUCAUCCAAAGACCCAAGAGACCAAAUCCACAACACCUCAAUUCUUUGGUACACUCGUGUACACCCAAAAACUGGUGAAAUCUUCCCAUACUUUAGAUUUUUAAGAUCUGUAUGCCCAUGGAAACCUGAAUACUCUGCACCUGCGUGGAUGGAAUUUGAAAGACCUGUAUACACCAAUCAAGAGCUAUUAGAGUCUGUAAGAACUGUUCCUAGGUUUGUAAACAAUAUUGAUUUUGACCCGGAAAAGGAAUUAGAAGCAAUAAAUAAGCAAUCAAAAUAA